This is a messenger RNA of Baudoinia panamericana UAMH 10762, 1137 nucleotides long. RefSeq lists its product as uncharacterized. The coding region runs from base 411 to 1088 and encodes 225 amino acids. The record is from RefSeq and is a predicted model, not a curated record. The transcript has a single exon. NCBI's taxonomy places the organism in Eukaryota, Fungi, Ascomycota, Dothideomycetes, Mycosphaerellales, Teratosphaeriaceae.
CCCAUGAACGAAGUCCUAAGUCGAGUGGUGCAUGAGUGCGAGGCCGAGAUGCGAUAGUUGCUUGCCAGCAUCAGUGGCCGGAAUGCUCAUAGCGACAGAGCUUGACUGUUGAUGGCAUUACACUUGGGUUUGUCGUGCCUGCUAUCCCUUACAUAGAGCUUUGGCCGCUCAGUCGUUCAAACUCAUGCGCUCACUUUCCAGUGCCAUCACAUGCGCUGAGCAUCUGAGUUGGGAAGCGCCACUCUACUUCGUUGCUGGCUCCUUUUUUUUGGCUGAACUCUUGACUUAUUACCGCUCCUGGACAGCGUCUUCGUAGCCAGUCAAUGACCGCAGCCAUCAAUACAAUGUACCAACCUUUCCCAGAUGCUCCUUCACCGGCGUCAAUGACUUGAGUCUCCACCAACGACACCAUGCCAAGACGACAACAGACCUCAGCUGGCACCCCAGCAAGAACCAGCAUAAGCUUCAUGAAGCUGCCACCGGAGCUGCGCAACCGCAUCUACCGUCUAGUCCUCCCUGCAGACACCACGAUUGAGCUUGGAAGCAAAGCAGCUGCUGAGCACAAUGCACUUCUUCGGACAACGAGCCAAAUCCGCCAGGAAGCGAGCGACAUAUUCUAUGCGGGCAACAAGUUCCUCAUUACAAUCAGCCCAUUCAAUGCCGCCAGAAUGGCUCGGCGAAUUCAGGUUGCCGGAAGGCGCAAUCUAGGCGUCAUCCCAAGCUUGACCAUCCGCGUUGGCUUCUGCGCCAGAAAAAAGCUAGAAAUGGACGAGCUAAGACAUCAUGUGGCAGACGCAGACCGGGGGACUUUCGCGGCGAAUCUGGUCACGUACUUCAAAAUCGUCCGUGUCUGGACAGAGAAGCUCGGCGAGACCAUGAUCGGCGAAUUGGCGGCCGUCGGUAUCAGACCCGUCGUUAUGGGUACGCAUAAGAGCUCAAAGUCAUGGACCCUUGUCCUCGAAGUCCAAUACUUUUUCACACAAAGGGCAAUGACAUCGUGGGUGAGCACGGUCAAGGUUGGGAUGAAGCGCGUGAUAGCCAGGGCGAAGCGGUCAGAUCUGAAAGCGAAAAGCAAGCAGCCAGAGUGAGCGGUUCGAAAAUCUUGGCGGAGGGUGCGACUCCUGGCGUCUCUCAGAU